Molecule: messenger RNA, 686 nt
Organism: Frankliniella occidentalis (western flower thrips)
Lineage: Eukaryota; Metazoa; Arthropoda; Insecta; Thysanoptera; Thripidae
Product: histidine-rich glycoprotein-like
Exons: 2
Coding region: 114-416 (100 amino acids)
Source: RefSeq, a predicted model, not a curated record
UAUAUAAACCUGCUGGGGCCCGAGGAGGAGGCAUCACUAUAGCGCGUCCCUUCCUCGAGUAACCGUCCAGCAGGAUUCCUCCUCCAACCCGAUCAGAAGUCUCAAUAGCAGUCAUGAAAGCCGUUUUGGUGUUCCUUGUUGUCGCCGUGGCCGCGGCGAUGGCUGCCCCGCAGCUCGGCUUUGGGAUUGGCAUCCCCUUCGGAGGCUACUACGGCGGCGGCUACGGUGGUGGCUAUGGUGGCUACCCACACCACCACCACCACCACGGCUACUACCCCGACCACCACCAUCACCACCACGGCGGCGGCCACUACGAGCACCACCAUGGGGGACACGGCGGCGGCGGUCACUACCACGGUGGUCACGGGGGUGGCGGUCACCACCACGGUGGCGGCGGUCACUACCACCACGGCUGAGAGAGGACUCGAUGACGACCGACACCAGCCUGAAUAACUUACUGUGUUAAAUCUCCUUGCGAUGCGAGUCGAUUGCAAUGCAGAACUCUGCGCUACAAAGCGCACCCGCGUGUUCCUAUCUCGCUGACGUUAUGGCAGAGAGAAAAAGUGCGUAGAAGAAAACCAAAAGUCCAGUCAAGUACGCAAGUGCUUCGUAUGUGAGUGUGAGUGUGAAUAUUUGUUUAUUUAUUGAAUUUAAUUUAUUUAAAUAAAAGAAAAAAAAUAGAAGAA